UCCUCACAAAACGGUUUGAGACCCACUGAGAUAACUUAGACUAAAGUUAACUAUCUAAACACUCAGAGAGUCCUUAAGCUCACCUGAGUCCCUCAGUCUUAUAUCCGUUAGUGCAGUUAGCUAAACAGAUGCUAACAACACGGUCCCUGGCACCGGUGAGCUCUCUCUCUCGCUCGCUUAAUCACACUAAAUGUGCGCCUGCCACACACACACAGAGCCGAGCUUGAAUGAAACACAGAGACCCAGAAGUACUUGUUCUGUGGCAUAUUUUUUUUCGAAUCAAUCAUUUUUCAAAUUAUGAAUUUCACAGGUAAAAAUAAAAAAAGACACAUACAGUUCUUGGCGGUGCUUGGGGGGUGCUAUGGAUAUCCUAUAGGGGCGGCCUAUUGGCCAUUGGGAAUACCGGGAGUUUUCCCGGUGGGCCGGUACCAAAGUGGGCCGGUCGGACAAUUCACUAGCAACCCCCGUCCCCGUUGACAUUUGACUAGCGGUACCGACUACCGAGUUGGGCCGGUCGGCAGGUCGAGUUUCCCGGGCUGAUUUUUAGUCCCAGUCCGCCCCUGUGUAUAGUUGACGGAGCAUUUUUACUGUUAGAACACUGUUCAACACUUCAUUCUGCUUCACUCUUUAACUAAACAACCUCUUUAACUAAACAAAAUCUUUUUUGAAGACAUCCGCGUUCUUGUAAUGCGUAAAUACUACACUUGGUGCGGACUGCGUUCACACCAGCGAUGAACCGCUCCUGAGUUAACUAGCAAGCUCUCCGAGACCACCUCUUUUAGCGGACCAGAGUCCGGUUGUUUAGUUCACUUCAGAGGUCUCGGACUGCGUUCACACCGACCCAAACGAACUGCACCAACCGGCUAAACGCACCAGGGUUCGAUUCAACCGAACUAUAAAAGGCUGGUGGUGUGAAUGUAGUUUCUUUAUUUACACAUAAAAAAGAAAAAGAUACAAUGUAUAAUUUUCAACUUGAGGGAGAAAUGCAUUCUGGCCUUCACUUGGUAGGAUUAUUAGAAAAUAGUUACGCCAUCAUAAUAAAAAUUAUUUGUAUUUAUCAAAUAAAAAAAAUGAGACAAAGUUCAGUAUUAUAUUACAAUUCCAUUAAGCAUCCCAUAAACACCCAUCUGUUCCACGAGUUGAAUAGAUCAGUCAUAGUCAUCAUAACACACACAAACAAGCAUGGUAUGAACAAACACCUUUAUUAACACUCGGAGCAUGCACUCAUGUGAUAUAGUGAGAAUCUUCGUUACCAGGAAGUAUAAAGGAGAAAACAAAGCAAGCCGUAGUCAUGAUAGGCCUUUAGACUGAAAGAUGAAGGAAAACAUUGCUGGGACCAAGCUUAUAAAAGGAGUCCAAAUGGAAGAUAUUGGUUAGUUAGAAUGACUUAUUUUGCUUAGAACUUAAUUAUCUUUUCAAUUUCUGUGUGUGCACAAAAGGAAGUCUCUUUUUUAAAUACGGUAGUAUUAUUUAAUAACACAAACGCACACACAUCACUUGUAAAUAGUUUCACCUAUGGGGAGAACAUCACACACACUCACAUGCGCACAAAAACACACAUUUGAAUAUCAUGUGGCAGCUGCCCUUUAAUGUGGAAAUGUCAAUAUGCCACUAAAGGAUAUCGUAACACACACACACACUCACGUAUACACACUCACACACCACUACAGUUAAUUAUUCUGCCUGGAGCCACAAUGGAUUGUCUACGCAGGAUAUGAGUCACGCUGCCCUCACAGUAGCACACACACUAUAUCAAUGAAUGCACAUUCACCCUGUUUGUAAAUCAGGCGCUUUUGAAAGGUGUUUUAUCUUCUGCUGGUUUAAAAAAAAAAAAGUCUAUUCUGUAACAAUCCUGUGUGUCCGUCUAACGCGGGCGGGUUGUGACUCGUUGUUAAUGUUUGGAGACUAUGCAGACCUGCGUGUUCAGACGUGAGUCACCAUCACAGGUCAGCAGAGCUUUUAGAUCUCUGUAAUGUGCGCUGGUCUGUGAGCUGACACACUGACGUCCGAGCAACACGGUGGAACGCUCCCUGACUCCAUUCUGUUGGUUUAAGAGAUCCGGAUAGAGAGGAAUAUAGGGGCUUUGUUUCUGCUUGGCAAACAUUGUUUUAAUCAGCAAGGACACACAAGAGCAAUGUGUAAUAUUAAACAAGAGGAACAGCUGGAGGCUUUACGUAGUUUGUUUGUUGUGUUGAUUACCCAAUUUAACAAAAAGACAAUGAAAGAGGCCCUGUUGUGUUCUUUGGAGUAUUCCCUUUCCUGUGUUUUUGUAAAUGGUCUUCAAAGGCUAAAAUCCCAAAGUUCCCUCUAGACGGAGUUUCUCCUAUUGAUUUCAAAUUAAAUGUUUUAAUUAAAAACACUUAAAACCCUGUUUUAAUCAGUAACCCGUUAAGGGGAGCCUUGAACCACAGUUUUGAAAUAGCUCAAUACAUUUUGAUCCGAGAACCAAAAUAGUAUAACUAAUAAGUCAAAUGCACUACUGCACAUGGAAAAGAACAUUACACUCUGAUGUAACACAAGUUACUGUAAACUGCGAUCAAAGUGACCUCAGUGUCGUGACAACACACAAUCCAAGGAAGUCAUUGUUACAAACCACACACACAAUCACACACACACACACUCAUGAUUGGUUUAGUCAUGCAAUCAUUGUUGCAAUUUGUGUGUUUGUGAGGGCGCGACUCCAUGUUACUUUAUGCUUUUGCUUGUUGUUUGGGCAAAGGUGAGACGAUCUAAUAUGUGUGUAUCCGUAACAACUCUGCACACACUCAAGCUUGUGUGUUUGUGAGACUGUGAGAGAGCUGCCGUUUGGAUUGUGCAGUGAAUCCCUCUCUCCCUCACUAGCACAUGACGUGAAUUGCUCCAUAUGGCGUGGUGACGUACUUCCUAGUCUCUCUCUUUCUCUCCCCUGUCCUCCCCGAGGCUUUAUAGGCAGCAGUUAACCGUGAAAGGGCAUUCUUUUAAACAAAUACACAUCUGUUUCCAGUUUCAGAGAAAACCUUUUCAGCUCAGACAGGAAACCUAAACCAGUAAACAAACCUUGUCUGUAAAAAGGGUAUUACCGGUGUUUAAAAGGAGGCAUUCAAAACAAACUCUGUUCAGAGUGGACAUAGCCGUGGACAUGAUGGACACUAUUGUGUGUCCGAUGGGUGGGGGGGCCACCAGGCUGUACAGCGCCCUGACUGCGCCCCUCAGCAGCUCUCCUCUCCCCCCGCCUGCAGUCACAAACCUGGAUCCAGCAUUCUGUCAGAAGGGGGCCCCUGUGUGUCCCGCAGAGCUGCUCAGACAGUGUGAGGAGGCCCUCAGGGGCCGAGCGCCUCGCUUCCACAGGAAGUUCACUCAGCUGCAGGAUGGAGGCGGCGCCCCCAGCAGCUCCAUCAGGGUGAUGCAGUGGAACAUACUGGCCCAAGCUCUUGGCGAGGGGCUUGACAGCUUUGUCCAGUGUCCCCCGGAGGCCCUCAGCUGGUCCCGCAGGAAGUACCUCAUCUUAGAGGAGAUCCUCACCUACCGCCCUCACAUCCUGUGUCUGCAGGAAGUGGACCACUACUACGACACCCUCCAGCCGGUCCUCGCAGGCCUGGGCUACAGCAGCAACUUCUGCCCCAAGCCCUGGUCCCCCUGCCUGGAUGUGGAGGGCAACAACGGCCCCGACGGCUGCGCGCUGUUCUACGACGAGUCGCGUUUUGAGUUUCUGGACAGCGUCAACCUCCAGCUCUCCACCAUGAGGAUUCCAACCAAUCAGGUCGCCGUGGUGACGAUGCUGCGCUGCCGUAGCUCGGGGAGAUGUGUGUGCGUGGCAGUGACCCACCUGAAGGCUCGCUCCGGCUGGGAGUGGCUCCGCAGCGCGCAGGGCUCCGACCUGCUGAGACACCUCCAGACUCUGGUCCAGAAACACGCCCACGACUCUGCAGGCGCCCAGACUCUGGACAUUCCUCUGCUCAUAUGUGGAGAUUUCAACGCCAUCCCGACUGAGGAGGUGUACCGACGUUUCGCCGCAUCGCCUCUUGGUUUGGACUCCGCCUACAAGAGGCUCAGUAAGGACGGUUCCACUGAGCCGGAGUACACAACGUGGAAGAUCCGUCCUACGGGUGAGUGCUGCGCAACCCUGGACUACAUCUGGUACAGUCGGGACACACUGAGGGUGGACGCAGUUUUGGACAUGCCAACAGAGGAACAGAUUGGGCCCAACAGGCUUCCGUCCUUUAGCUAUCCGUCCGACCAUCUCUCUCUGGUUUGUGACUUCAGCUUGAAGGAGGAGGAGUGAGGUGAAGCAGAAGAUGAAGAGAAACUGUGGCUCCUGGUUGGCUUCUCUCCACAAGAAAGCUUCAGGAUGUGACGCCACGUGGGAGCGAUGAUGGAGACGGACACGGAGAACUAGAGGGGAGGUUGGGAAUUGCAACUGGAAUUGAAAAGUCUGAUCACUUUACACGCAGAAGUUGCGGAGAUAUACACUGCAAAAAAAUGCAGAUGCAAAUCUACCUCCCCAAAGUGUAACACUAUGCGAUAUCUGCACCAGGUUACUGACCUGGACCUUCAUCAGUACUGAAACACAAAUAAAAAAAUGUACCAGUAUUGACGAUACCGGUGAUAUUGAAAUAGUAUUGGAUGGUGAUUGUUCUUGCAUUUAUAUUGUGCCUUUAUAGUCCUCCUACCACUCAAUGCGCUUUAACACUACCCAUUCACACGCUAAUGGCAGAUCGAGCCACACACCGAUGGCUAUAUCUUGGGGGGAUUUGGGGCCCAAGGACACUUCCACAUGUGGAUUUAAAGAGCCGGAUAUUGAAACUGUCACACACAAAGGACUGUAACUUCAUUACCAAAAAAGAGAAAAUACAAUAAAAUGUAAAGAGGAA
This is a messenger RNA of Gymnodraco acuticeps, 4850 nucleotides long. RefSeq names its product nocturnin-like. The transcript is spliced from 5 exons. The coding region runs from base 3119 to 4261 and encodes 380 amino acids. Gene Ontology annotation, biological process: circadian rhythm. The record is from RefSeq and is a predicted model, not a curated record. NCBI's taxonomy places the organism in Eukaryota, Metazoa, Chordata, Actinopteri, Perciformes, Bathydraconidae. Gene Ontology annotation, molecular function: poly(A)-specific ribonuclease activity.